UUCUAUUGUUUUAUGGCGGUUGGCAAAACUGCAGUUGCUGUUUGUUUGGUUGUAGAUUUCUGACAAGGCGAAUCGUUUAUGCGUUAAAAUUAUAUCACAGUAUUGCAAUUAGACUAGAUCAGGUUAACAUUAAACCCUCGGCAUUGUGUCUGUAUUUACGGCUUUAAAUCCCGUUCUGCUUUAAAGCCCACGGCUUCUUAUAAUGAAAUCAGCAGACGCCAGUCCAUCCUGUGAGCCUCCUGCUGUUACACCUUCACAGGCAGUGAUGCUCCCUGUGAGAAGAGAAGCCCCAGCCCACUGGCUGUGCAAUGUUGUACAGACAAAAACUUCCGUGACUUCAGCUGGAGGGUCAACAAGCUCUGUGGGUCACUUCAGCCCUGAGGACCAACUGAAGGAAGAAUUUCAAAAGAAGGUUAUAAAAGAAGAACCUGAAGUUGAUGACUACCACUCUGGCAAGGCAUCAAGCUGUGUGGGACGUGUCACCUCUGUGGACCAACAGAAUGAAGCAUUUCAUGAGAAGCUUGUAAAAGACGAAUCUAACGACGGAGAUUACUUCUGUGGUGAGACAUCAAGCUGUGUGGGAAAGAAUGAAGGAUUUCAAGAGAAGCUUGUAAAAGACGAACCUGAAGAUGGAGGUUACCUCUGUACUGCAACAAAACACGCUAGGACAUCAAGCUGUGUGGUCCACCUGACCCUUAUAGACCAACAGAUGGAAGGAUUCCAAGAACAACCUUUAAAAAAAGAAGAACCUAAUGAAGAUGACUAUCUCUGUAAGGUGCAGGGAAGAAGCAAGUUUAAUGUUGAGCUUCUGGUGUCUUUAGUGUCUAAACACAGAGAACUUUAUGAUAAACGCCACAGUGACUACAAAAAUGUUGAUAAAAGGGAGUUGUUGUGGCAAGGAAUUGCCGAUCAAAUAGGAUUCGAUGUGGAGGAGGUUAAAGUGAAGUGGAAAAGCUUACGCGAUACAUACACGAGGAAAAAGCGUGAGAAUGAUUGCCGGAGUGGACAGGCUGCUAAAAAAAAGAAGCAGUGGAAGUAUAUGAAGGUGAUGGAGUUCCUCACAACAUCAACUGAAUUUCAAAGUGUUCACAGGAACAUUUCUGAAAACACUAAAGUGGAUGACCAAAAUGAUGCAAGUGAAAGCGAACCAGCAAGCAGUUCUUCAGGAGCAUCCAUCACCAGCCCAGCAGUGAUGAAGUCCAGUGCGAGGAAGAGAAAGCGGUCAGACAUGCUGGACUUCUUGGAGAAUUACCUGUUGUCCAAAGAUGCCAGGAAAAGAGAGAAAGAGGAGCGCAGAGAGCAACGAAGAGAGCAAGAGAGAGAGCUAAAGAAAGAUGACAUUUACUUUUUUGUUCAUGGUUUGGUACCUGCGCUAAAGAGAUUGUCCCCAUCCAAGCUGUCUUCGGUCAAACUCCAAAUACAACAGUUAUUGCACGAUACUGAGUUUGGUCAGUCCUCUUUUUCUCAGUUUUCUCACAAAUCGCCUAUGCCCACCCAUCAAGUCACCCCACAGACCUCUACAAGCUAUGAGCGCUACAACUUUAGAAUCAGGACUUCUGAUGAAACCACUUUGAAGGCUUCUCAUUGAGUACACCCUAUGGGCAAAUUAUUUUGCCACAUUUAUCACAAUUAUUUUGUGGUAAUAGGAUUUUUAAGUGUAUUGUGUGGUAGCUGUUGGUCAAAGAACAACUGACGUUAAAGUUAGAAUAUGCAGAAUUGGAGAAAUGAGCUAAGAUUAAGACUAAGCUAGAUUUUUGAAAACAAACAACUGAAAAUAUUCCACCCCCUACCUUUAGGGCUUCUUUCCAAGCCAAAACUCCAAAACAAAUUAACAUUGCGCUGUCUGAGUACUGCUGCAUCAAGACACCAGGGAAGAUCAAUGAGUGCAUGGGCAGUGUGUGUGCAGGUAGGCAGAUAUAUAUUAAGAGAGACAGGUAGAGGACCAAUCAUGGACAGGGUUUUUAUUGGCCUGUGACUGCCAUAGAUAACGGAAUUUUUUCUUUUCAUUGUCAGAGCACUUGAUUUAUUGAUUGCUGUAACAAUUUAAAGUGAAUCUAAAAGUCUAACACAAAUUCUUCUCGAAUACCUUUGAAUGUACUAGCUUUAAAUGUCAGUUACAUUAAAUACAGACAUAAAGUACAUUUAAGAUAAAGAUACAAUAAAUGGGCUGCAUAGUUGACGAUAUUUGUAACCAAAGCCCUGGUUGAAUCUUUACUGUGAGGUAGUCUGUAAUGAUGAAAAAUGUGAUUAUUGUCAAAGUACCACCAAACGGUGGAAGUUUUUUACGCUGGGAUGGUGGUGGUUAUGGCAGGGUGCUUAACUUUGUAAAAAGACAGGUGCUUCGUGAAGUCCGGUUUACGUAGCAGAUAUUGACUGACAGUGGAUGCAGUGGUAAUGCCACUGGUCUGCAAUCUAAUCCACAUCUGUGAAUGGUAUACCUUAAAACAUAAGAAUAUAGAACUGUAGUAUUAUUAUGAUGAUGAUCAUCAGUGUAAAUUAUGAAUACACGAAAUCUGAAUAAAGAAUCUGGUUACCAAAA
Messenger RNA from Ictalurus punctatus (channel catfish), 2539 nucleotides. RefSeq lists its product as uncharacterized. Gene Ontology annotation, molecular function: DNA binding. Gene Ontology annotation, biological process: regulation of transcription by RNA polymerase II. The coding region runs from base 203 to 1588 and encodes 461 amino acids. The transcript is spliced from 8 exons. The record is from RefSeq and is a predicted model, not a curated record. Gene Ontology annotation, cellular component: transcription regulator complex; nucleus. NCBI's taxonomy places the organism in Eukaryota, Metazoa, Chordata, Actinopteri, Siluriformes, Ictaluridae.